GUGCAGCGUGCGUGUGUCGAGCGUGUGACGAGUGUGUGUGUGCUCCUGCUGUGCCGGCUGUCAUCGGUUCGAGGAGCUCGAGUUCCCGGCGUCAGCGCGCUAUCUGAAGUUCUGAGCAGCUGCUGGCACGUGUCGAAGCCGAUCCGAAAGACGUCACAGAGGAUGCCGCGUUGUUGGACCCUCCUUGUGGCCCUGGCGCUGGGUUGCAGUGGUCAGAUGCAGCAGCAGCAUGCGCAGAUGCAUCAACAGAUCGGCAUGCACCCCCAACAGGGUGGAGUGCCCCAGAUGCAGGUGCCGCAGAUGCAGAUGGCACAGCAACAGAUGGGGCAGCCGCAGCAAGUUGGCUACCAACAGCAGCAGCUGCCACAGCAGGGGCAGCAGCAGUUUGGUAUGCCACAGCAGCCAGGUUAUGGGGCCCCACAGCAAGGGGUGGUCCCCCAGCAACCAGGCAUGGUCCCCCAGCAGCCAGGCAUGGUCCCCCAGCAGCCGGGCAUGGUGCCCCAAGCGCCAGCAGGCAGCAAUUUGAUGCGUGAGAAGUCGCACGUCCAGGACAGGGCGCACAUCCAGGAGCACCUGAGUGAGAUGCUGGGCCCCAACCAGGACAUGAGCAAGAUGAGCGAGGAGGAGUUGCAGUUCCACUACUUCAAGCUGCACGACAACGAUGAUAACAACAAGCUGGACGGCCUCGAGCUCAUCAAGUCCCUCAUCCACUGGCACGUUGAGGAGAGCAAGCACCUGGCUCAGCAAGGCCAGCAGCAGCCCACACCCCACGGCACCACCAAACUGUUCACCGACGCCGAGCUGCAGUCCAUGAUUGACCCCAUCCUCCAGAUGGACGACCGCAACCGCGACGGCUUCAUCGACUACCCCGAGUUUGUGGCUGCGCAGAAGUCGCGUGGAUUCUAAGCUCACCAGUGUCUUCUCCAACAACAAACUUUUUGAAAGCUGGGCUAUGUCAUAGUGUGCAAAGUGCAAGAUGAGUGUCACAGGAUCGACAGAGCAGUUGGGUGCUCCCCCAUACGUUGCCUAAUUUUUUGUACAGCUCUCGAGCCACGAUUUUCACUUGGAUAUUUCGUGCACCACAAGGUUGUGCACUUGAAUUGACAAAUCUCAUACCGUUUUCUUGCGAAUUUGGGACCAUUUUCUCAAGCUACGAUUCUUAUCCUGAAGUCUCGUGCAUGAUGUCCUUGUGCACUUGACUGGACAAGUCUCGCACUGCUCUAUUGUGAAGGUUGCGUUAGGAGCAGCAGAACUGCAGGAAAAAUGGGGUAACUAGCCAUGGCACGUUUGCCGCCUUUGAAAGCUGCUCACAGUUUGCCACUGUCUGCGAGCCACGGUAACGGCCAAAGCAUGGCACAUGAGAUGAUUGCCACUGUGACCUUCACGGCCGUAUGCGGGUGAACUCUUGCUAGCCAUUCGUGGUGCAUGUUUGUAGAGAACUGUUCAUGCAGUUCUGACUUUCGCACUUCUCAUGAGCACGUACAGUGACCUGCAUUUUUAUCCUAACGACUUUACAAUUGCUGCUGCUUUGUUUCUCCUCGCAAUUCACUACAAAGUGGCAUUUCGUGCUCUCCCAUUGUUUAGUAGAACACUUGGCUUGCCUGCUGUCAGUGCAAAAAAAUUAAAUCACCAUUGUAUUCACGUGUUGGCAUUGUUGCCGCCACGAUAGAGACUGGUUUCACUGCCUCUUCCCGACAACUGACACUCCCGGCAAACAGCAGUGCUGAGUGUUCUAUUGAAUGUUGUGCAGCAAGAAAUGCAGCCUUAUUAGUUAAAAAUUAAAUGAAAACAUGAAAACGGGGCAGCUGCAAGCACAAAAUCUAGGGGUGUGCAAAUAUUAAAUUUUAAAUUUCGAAGCGAAUUCGUAUAAUGAAAACCAAGUGUGAAUCGAAUCGAAUAUUUUUUUAGUAUGAAUACUGUUGCUUUUGCAAAAAUUCAAUUUUUUUUCACCAACCAGAGGUAUGAAAAAAAAGCAAGUUUAUUGCACAGCCAAUAACAUUAUGCUUGGUAGUCAUAAAAAUUAUCUAGUACAACACUUUUGCUGGACGAUAUCAUAACUGCACUUAUUUAAUGUUGUCGUGAAGGAAGGAUAGCUGCUCGACACGUUCUGGGGAGCAGCGACACCCUCCUGCAUGUCGCACUUCUUUCAGACACCGAAAUGAGCUGCUCACUGGACACACUUGUGUCUGGUAUCAGCAACCGAGCCAACAGUGGGCACCUGUGCUUACACCACCAGUCGCAUGGAUCUUCUCUUGGGCCCAAAAUUUCAUCAUGCACAUAUCUUUCAGCCUGUGCUUGUGGCAGUGAAAGUUGCUGCCACAAGUGAGUGAAAAUUGCUUCUGGUUGGCGAGCGUAUCAAAGUCUUUCGGCAGUGCUGACGGGGAAGGUUCCUCUCGGAAUCUUUUGUCGUUGAGGACGUAUCUGUUUAAACUGUCCUUGCUUCUUCCAAAGCCAGGUUUUCAAUCAAGUUUGCCAUUGAAGCAACCUGGUGGUAUUCAAAUACUUUGGAACGAGGGUCUAAAGACAUUGCCCAGCUUGCUACUUGGUCGUAGUUUGGAAAGCGUGUUUUUAGGCACUUAGCCAGCAGACACGGAGGGUUCCACCUGGCUGCACAGUGUAGGUACUCGAGCCGAGAGUGUCGGGUAGCCAUAAGCAACAGCAGAGGCCCCGUGACAGUGACCACUUGUUACUUUUGAUACGCUUAUCUACACGCUUCACUGCAAUACAGUCUAUGCCUCGCCGCAUAAUACAGCUGUAUUGUGGCGAAGCUGACUUUACAAGUGACGACAGCAAUUUUUGGAGGUUCGAAUAUUUGGAAUAGUGUUUUUUGAAUGGAAUACUAAUCGAAUCAAAAUUUGAAGUUUAGAAUAUUGGCACACUGCUAACGAAAUCCUUUCAGAGUUGGAAUAAAAAUGCACAUCAUUGUACUGACACAUGGCAUGCCAUUGAGGCAACUUGCGUCGAUUGUAUGCGUAAUCAAGUAUUGUAAACAUUACCAAGAGAUGGGCAGCAUAACUAUCGUUGCCCUCCACAUGCAGUGUCGUGUAAACCAAUCACCCGAUGUGGUUUGUUCUACUGAAGGCUUAUCAUCCUCUCUCACACCCAGGAAACACAUGUGUGAAUGUUUGGGCUGUACAUGUCACUAGUGACUGAUGUCUCCACUGUUUAAUCCAGUCCCAGACUCUUCCUAGCUCAUGGAAUGAAUGCCGUUUCGAGUAACAUGGAACCACCCUUGCCCUGUGUUACUUCAGCUAUUGUCAGUUUGUUGUAAGCAUCCUUGGCAUUAUACCACUUCCAGAUGUCUAAAUCCAGCAUGUCGGUCAGCACUUUUUUUUUUCUUUUCAUGUUAAUUCACUGAGGGUUGGAGUCAUUUUCUGCCAUGUCCUUGAAUAUUUUCUGCAAUACAAUUAAGACUGCUUAAUGAACUUUUAUUUGUAUCAGCUUGUUGCUCGUAGCAUUCUGUUCAUAAUUACUAAGUAAUGUUUGGUAGAGCAGUGUGACGAUGCUAGAGCCAUGUUGAACACAUUGAAAUCCUUGUGCUUGCUGCAGAUUGGGAGCAGAAUCGGUUUUGCAUUGAAAGGUUUGUGGCGUAAAACCACAGCUGCUUGGACGUUGAAGAGUCACCGUGUUACGUUGCAAGAUCUGUUGACAUGUGCAAUUAAUAGGUGCAUGCUAUUCAACAAGGAACAAUUCUAUACGCAACCACAUGACUCUAUAGUCCUAGAAUAAGCAACACUCAGUGCUUGAAAGAAGAGAUUAUUUGAUGUAGUAGCUACAAACAUAUGACACAAAGUCCCAUUGUACUAGUUUACGAAGCCUUGUUUCAUUCAAAGCUCCAUUCGGAGUGAAGGCAGUGCACUGAAUCGUAGCAUUCUUUUCAACAUCAAAACAGUGAACAUAUUGAAUCAGAUUGCCUUCACUUUCUUCAUAACAACAGGACUCAAACAGCAGUGGCAAGAUGACAACCCAGAAAUCGAGCGCAGUAGAGAAUUCAGUAUAUGCAGGUUUACUUCAGAAAUGGUUGGCAGUGUAUAGUGACCCCAAAUUUAGUAUAGCUUAGCAGUUCGUGAUCAGCGUUAUGUUUUUGACAUGCAUGUGCGAUUGCUGCCGUGGGAGAAUUCUGAUUUUGUUGGGAGAAUAUUCGCUCCUGCCUUUGUCACUGUCUGAAGAGUUUUCUCUUUGUGCUGUAGUGCUCGUACAGGUGUUCUAGCACCACCUGUGGCGACUUUUGGCACAUCUUUUACUUUCCUGUGUUUAUUUCUGUUUGCCGUACUGUUCCUUGAGCACAUGACUACGAGAAGUUUAGGGGUGGCAACAGUGCAGUAUUUUUAUGCCUUACAUCUAUAUAUAGUGGUGGCUUUUGUGGUGUGCAACUUUUGAUGCAUGUGAUCCAUUUUCUUGUCGCAAAUUUCGCCCAGUCACGUGACUUUGGCAAGUGCUUCUACUACAUCACAGUGUAUUAUAGCCGAAUUUCGGGCUGUAAUUUCUUAUCACUUAAAAGUCAUGCCUCUGCUCUCUGUGGUGCGAGUUUGUUGUGACCUGCUUCCUAAACUGAUCAGCAGGUACACAGAACUCGAAAUUGUUAGUACCAGUGAUUUGGUGUGCAGAUCAUUCAAUGUGGAUAUUGUUAAAUAGCAGUUAGCUGAAGUUAGUGGUUAGCAUGAAAGUGUGCAUGGACUAUCAGCCCGAGCUUGGCUAUUGCAGUUCAAGUCUGUGAUUCACCAUUAAUGUGAGUGGUAAUCGUGAAUGAUGCAGCACAUAUUGAAGGGAAUGCACUUGAGCAUUAAUACCUACACUUUAUUGCAUCUGUGUACAUAGUAACUUGUAUGUAUAGUGUCUAUGCUGAUGCAUUUGUAUGGUUACCUUGUGCCCUUACUUGUAAAGAAACAUUUUUUACCAGUGUUUGCAGGUAGUUUUCUCAGGACCCAGCUGAUUUGUGGUGACUCCUUAGCACGUGCACACAAUUUUAUCUAGCCCAUCAAGGGUUGAAGGGCUGCAUUAUCAGCAGUGUGCCGGUUCAAAAUGCAACAACACAUUGUUCAAACAUUGCAGGUCUAUUUUAGAGACCACGUGGACAGGUUCUUAUUCCUAAUGCUUGUCAGCUGUGUGCAUUUCAGUGUCUGCUGGCCUGCUACAAGCCUUUAGCCGGAAUUUUAACACUGAGACUAGCAAAUUUAGUGUCACUUUGAGCGAGCACAGUUUGCUUCACUGAAUGCCAUUUUGAUGUCUAUGUGGUACACAGCAAAACACUGUCAUUUGGAAUUAACUCUUUCCUUACCAUGGGGAAAAUAAGGUUUUUUUUUUUUUUUUUUUUUUUUUUGUAGGUUACGCCAGAUUUAUUUUUUUUUUCUGAAGGAAAUAAUGCACUCAAUAUUUUAUGUAAUACAUAAACAAAAAGCAGAAUGAAUGCACCUUUCACACAUUAAAGUUUUAUUAACGAGAUUUUUGUCAUAAAAGAUAUAUAUAUAAAUUGCCAAAAUCAAGAUUGUGGGAUAAAAUUGAACAAAGCUUGUAAAGACAUGCUUGUGUCUACUAAGAAAAAAAUUUAACGAAAAUUAUGAGGUAUACAAAAUGUGUUGCCAUCUAAUAGGCACUGUCUCAAAAAGAUCAAAAUUUUUCAUUGAAAAAAUGAUGAAAUUGAAACCACAAAAAUGUUAACUGCGAGCAUUACAGUUGGGUGCACCAGGCUGCGGCUGCCGAUGUUUCGGGCUGGUUUGUGUCGUUUUCUCUCCGAGUCAAAGUCCGAUGAAAAAGCAGCAUCCACAGAUGCAGCAGAAUCGCAAAAAUCUGCGAUCUCCCGAAGCACGCGCACUGUUUCCGGAGCCAGAUAAUUUUGCGUUCUGCUUUGAGGAUCGUGAAACUUCGGAGCGCGUUUAAAAAUCACUGCUUCGCGGGAAAAAAAGCAAACUGCGUAGAAAACAGAAAUGUAGUUCUCCUUCACGUCCGAUGGCACAGUGUGUCCAUGAGCGGCGCGGAAGGUCUCGAAAGCGGCAUUUAAAACCAUCGAUAGUGGGUUAACAAUGCCCAAUGGGCGUAGCACGGAAAGAGUCAAUUGCAGUUCGGUGGUACAAAAAUCACUCAAAAUCAUUAUUAUUUGGAAAGGUGUCAUUAGUGUUGCUUUUUUCAUUAUGAAAAAUGUGUCUGAACUGGUGCUGUAAGAAACUGCUGAGUCAUCAACACCAUUGUGUGCAUGGGAAGUUUGUACAUUUCUGUAAUACAUGUACUGCAAAACGCUUUGGCAUACGCUGCUGAAAUUCAGCAUUAGGAAGUGCAAGACAGUUCUUUUUGUUGAUAGGCGUACUAGCACAAAUGUACGAAACUCCUCACUUGCUUGCACUGUUUUGUUUUUUAACUCUUACAAGUGCUACUGUUAAGCUCUGUGAAACACUCAUUAUCUCCACAGCUAGAAUCGCCACUCACUUCUUCAGACUGGAGCACUUAGUCAACACCAUUGCGGAGUGACACACUCUCAAAAAACUGAAUUUGCCCAUCCAAUCUGGAUGUUGGGAAGAGAGCGUUUUGUCCACAUCAGAAUUAUGCUGGCUGUGUAUAUAUAAUUGACAGCUGCAGUGUGAGUGCAGCAGUACAUUCCACAAAUCAUGGAGGUUGUGAUUGAUAAUAGCUGUGUGGUGUCUAGCAAUCCCUCUUUUAUGACACAUUGCAUGUGUGAAUCUCGGAAAGUUUAUAUACGUGCAUUUACUUUUACUGCCAACAACAUUGAUCUGGUCUCAAGUAUCACAUGUGUUCUUUUUCCUUUCUUUUUUUCUAACAGUUUUUAUUUUCGCAGUUGCUCAUGCCAUGUUUGCCUCUUCUUGGUUUAAUUUCUUGUGGAAAUUGUGUCACACUUUUUUGCUUUGGCAUUAUUUUAUCGUACCAACACUGCACGUCUUGUCACUAAAUAGUAAGGUUAUUUUCACAAUACGCAGCCAACGUUGACUGACGGCGUUCAAGCGAACUGGUCACACUAGAGCAGUUAAUGGCUGCAGUUCCUCAAUAACAUGCUUGGCAAUUGAGCUAACCGAUUCCUCAAGCACUAGAGUCAGUGUGGUGGUGUUUGCAUUGCACAAGUGGAAAGCAAGUUGGGGUGAAAAUGCAUUUUCUUUUGGGUUAUGUUGCACUAGCAUGCACUGUGAACUUUAAAGGAUCAAACUAGAAAGUUUGUUUUACGGAUGCUGAUAACUACCCACUACAUUCAAUGCAGAGCUCCAUGUUUCUAGUGAGCUGUGUGUGGAACAUCAUUAAAUGUUUCAUUCUGCCUAAUAAAGCAUGCU
Messenger RNA from Dermacentor silvarum, 7271 nucleotides. RefSeq lists its product as uncharacterized. The coding region runs from base 163 to 906 and encodes 247 amino acids. Lineage: Eukaryota; Metazoa; Arthropoda; Arachnida; Ixodida; Ixodidae. Gene Ontology annotation, molecular function: calcium ion binding. The record is from RefSeq and is a predicted model, not a curated record. The transcript has 5 exons.